This is a messenger RNA of Ochlerotatus camptorhynchus, 981 nucleotides long. RefSeq lists its product as uncharacterized. The coding region runs from base 87 to 629 and encodes 180 amino acids. The record is from RefSeq and is a predicted model, not a curated record. Lineage: Eukaryota; Metazoa; Arthropoda; Insecta; Diptera; Culicidae. The transcript is spliced from 2 exons.
AUAUGUUGGGAAAAGUUCCAGAAGCCAUCAGUUAGCUUUGAACAUUUACCAGUAUUACAUUACCAGCACGCCUAAACAGUUGAAAUAUGAAGGCUUUUGUUGUUUUUGCUAUGGCUAUUGCCAUCGUAGCCAGUGCUGCCGUGGAAAAGAAGGAGGCCGAACAGGCCGCAGCUCCAGCGGAAGGCGGAAAGAAGCAGGAUAAGCGUGGACUGUGGGACUUGGGAUACGGUUAUGAAUCUCAUGGAUGGGAACAUUCGUCGCAUGGCUGGGAAGAUCCUCAUCAUGUGACUACCGUCAUCAAAAAGGAACACGUCCCUGUCCCAUAUGAAGUCGAGAAGCACAUCCCAUAUCCAGUGAAGGUCCCAUACCCAGUGACUGUCGAGAAGCACGUGCCAGUCAUUGUCGAAAAGAAGGUCCCAAUCUACGUCGAGAAGCCAGUGGCCUACCCAGUCAAGGUCAAGGAAUACGUCGAAGUCCCCAAGCCAUACCCAGUUCAUAUUGAGAAACCAUACCCAGUCUACGUUAAGAAGCCAGUCUACGUCGAGAAGCACGUCCCAAUUGUCGUCAAGUCUCACGGCUGGGAACCACACCACAGCCACUCGUACUCCGAGAUCCACUCGUGGCACUAAAGACUGGUUGCGUAAAUCCCUAGACACUAUCUAGUGAUUUACAUUCAACACCUUCCAAAAAUGAAACAAUAUUAAUCCUAUAUUAAAAGCUCAAGCUGCUCCUGUAUUGUGAUCUUCAAGUUUCAUCGCUUCUAGCGCAUCCAAAUCACCCGAUUUGGACUGUUUUUUUUUAUGUUGUUAUAAACCUGCGGGAGAGAAUACUCAACUUUUCGCCACCGUAGAAAAGCACCUAGCUCUCUUAAGCCAAUCUGUUCAUUUUUUCAACUUGUUGUCCAAUGUAAAUAAAUUAUUUUACCUUGCCUACAUGUUGUAAGCAAAAUGUAAUAAAAAAGUAAAUAAAAAAAGCUAAAAA